Molecule: messenger RNA, 1203 nt
Organism: Gaeumannomyces tritici R3-111a-1
Lineage: Eukaryota; Fungi; Ascomycota; Sordariomycetes; Magnaporthales; Magnaporthaceae
Exons: 6
Coding region: 1-1203 (400 amino acids)
Source: RefSeq, a predicted model, not a curated record
AUGGUGCGGUUGCCGAACGGGCCCGUGGUCACGGCGCCGCCGCCGUUCCAUGUCUACCUCCCCGGCGAGCGGCCCAACGAGAAUAGGGGCCCCGAGCUUCUCGCAACGUCCAUCUCCCUCACCGCGCUAGCCUUAACCAUCGUUGGCAUGCGGCUCUACGUGCGCAUCAGGAUCAUCAACAGUCUGUUCACAGAUGACUACCUCAUGGUUCUAUCGGCGCUCUCCUUUGUCGCAAUGACCGUCCUUGUCGUUAUCCAGGCCGAAAAAGGCGCGGGCAGGCAUAUCGAGUACAUAGGCAAGGCCGAUUUCGUUGCCGCGCAGCAUGCCAACUUUGCGACCCAGCCCAUCUGCCUCGCUUCGAUCGGCCUCGCGCGGCUGAGCGUCGCCUGCUUUCUGCUUAGGUUCGCAUCAUCCAGGGUGUUCAAAUGGAUCAUCUGGGCAACCAUGGGCCUCAGCGUCGCGUUGACGCUGCAGGGAGUCUUGCAUGGAGACGAGCUUCCUCCUCGCCUCGUCCCUGAGCAACGCGGCCCUCUCGCCGUCAUACCCAUCCCCAUGUUGUGGAACGUGCAGAUGAACUGGAGGGUCAAGUCGGCAGUUAUGGGCAUCCUGUCGCUUGGAUUCUUAACCGUGACAGCGGCAAUCUUGAAAACAAUGUUCAUGACGAAAUGGGGGCUAAAGGGCGACUACAUGUGGGACAGCACCGACAUCACCAUCUGGUACAACGUGGAGAUCUCGGUCGCCAUCAUCGCAGGCUCAAUCCCCUGCCUCAAGCCCCUGUUCAAGCGUAUGCUGGCCAGCACGGCGCGGUAUGGCUACAGCGGCAGCAAGGGCGCGACGCCCGCCGGCCCCGGCUACAUGCGCAGCCGGGGCAAGCCCUCCCCCGGCGCCGGCGGGCGGUCCACCCCGAGCGGGUCGCGGCCCGAGAGCAAGGCGCGGGCGGCGGGUCGGAAGGCGGACCCGUACGCCGCCGCCGCCGCCGCCGGCCGUCCCUACCAUGGCGGCCGCCUCGGCGUGGAUUACAAGGUGCCGAUGGAGACGGUCUCGGAGGGGAGGCCCUCGGACGACAUCAUCAUCCAGAAGCACGACGACGAGCGGUCGCUGUCACCGUGCUCGCCGUACGGGAUGCAGCACCGCAUCGUGACGACGACGCAGAUCACCGUGGCGGUGGAGGAGCAGGAGAGGCGCGUCAAGGAUAUGGUCUGA